GAGCUGCUGCUGCUGCUGCUGCUAAGCCUCGGGCUGCUCCACGCAGGUGACUGCCAACAGCCGACCCAGUGCCGAAUUCAGAAAUGCACCACCGACUUCGUGUCCCUGACCUCACACCUGAACUCUGCCACUGAGGGCUUUGACUCUGAGUUUUGCAAGGCCCUACGAGCCUAUGCUGGCUGCACCCAACGAACUUCGAAAGCCUGCCGCGGGAACCUAGUGUACCACUCGGCUGUGCUGGGCAUCAGUGACCUCAUGAGCCAGAGGAAUUGUUCCAAGGACGGACCCACAUCUUCUACAAACCCUGAAGUGACCCAUGAUCCUUGUAACUAUCACAGCCUGGCAGGCAUCAGAGAACACAGGGGAGGGGACCAGGAUCCUCCCAACUACCUUUUUUGUGGCUUGUUUGGAGACCCUCACCUUAGGACUUUCAAGGAUCACUUCCAGACGUGCAAAGUGGAAGGGGCCUGGCCCCUCAUAGAUAAUAAUUAUCUUUCGGUGCAAGUGACAAACGUGCCUGUGGUCCCCGGAUCCAGUGCUACUGCCACAAAUAAGAUCACCAUCAUCUUCAAAGCGCACCAUGAAUGCACAGACCAGAAGGUCUACCAGGCCGUGACUGACGACCUGCCCGCUGCCUUCGUGGACGGCACUACGAGCAGCGGGGACGGUGAUGCCAAGAACUUGCUCAUCGUGGAGCGGGAGAGCGGCCGCUAUGUGGAGAUGCACGCGCGCCACAUCGGCACCACAGUGUUUGUGCGCCAGCUGGGCCGCUACCUGACGCUGGCUGUGCGCAUGCCCGAGGCCCUGGCCAUGUCCUACGAGGAGAGCCAGGACCUGCAGCUGUGCGUGAACGGCUGUCCCCUAAGCGAGCGCAUCGACGACGGCCAGGGCCAGGUGUCGGCCAUCCUGGGGCGCGGCCCGCCUCGCACGGCCCUGGGGCAGGCCUGGCCGGGCCACACGCUGGAGACGGCCAGCAGCCAGUGCCAUGAGAAGAUGCCGGUGAGGGACAUCUACUUCCAGUCUUGCGUCUUCGACCUGCUCACCACGGGCGACGCCAAUUUCACCGCAGCCGCCCACAGCGCACUGGCCGACGUGGCCGCAUUGCAUCCGUGCCGCGAGCGCUGGCACAUCUUCCCCCGCGCCCGGGCCGCGGGCACCACCGCCGCCACUGCUGCAGGCCUGGGGCUCGCCUGCUCCGCCCUCGUCCUGUUUUUGUAGGAGUGUCUUCGUUUUUUUAUUUCUUGUCUAUAGCAAAAUUUUAAAAUAUAUAUUGUCAUAAUAUAUUGAGUAAAAGAGCAUAUGUGUAUAGACCGUGUAUAUGAUGGGGUGCUGCCCCUGCGCCCUCCGGACUGUGCAGCCGCGUAGCCUGUUGUCACACGUGUUGGAUGUAGUAUUCUUUGAUUGUAUCAAUUUUGUUUUGCAGUUUUGUGAAAUGUUUUAUAAUGUCCCUUCCGGGGGACCUGUUAGAAAGCACUUUAUUUUUUAUAUAUUAAAUAUUUAUGUGUGUACCUGGUUAACACGUGCAGUGCAUACGCAGACACUGGCACGCAGCAGCGUCUCUUCCAGGUAACCGGUAGCCCGUGUCCAUCCUCGCUGUCCCCGCCUGCCCUUCCCACGGCUGCUGAUCCGCGCAGAGCUGCGUCCUUGUCCUUCCAUCCUGCUUGGUGAGAAAGGUGGUGAAGGCCCGAACAGGUGCGGUGACUUUUGACCGUUAGAUGCUAACACGAAAGCCCUUCCUCUCCAACCGCUGUUACCCUUCCAGAAAGGGACAGUAUCACCGCCAUUCUUACGGUGCCCAAUUCUGAUCACACAGCUGAGCGCAGAGAGUGUGUCAGGCUGGGCCCGAGGGUGGCUGCUCCCUGGGUCUAGAGACGGUUUUAUAGGUGAAUCACAGGCGCCUUGCUGGACCCCAGGAGCUCUCAGACUUUCUUUCAUCCCAUUCCCCUUUUAAAUUGUAGUUUUUCCCUCUUUUAACUAAUCUGUGUUGAGCAGAAUGUGAAACCAUUAAUUCAGUGAUGACCACACCUUUCUCCUUUGCAGGGCUGUCAUGCCCAGUCCUUGCCCUUCUCCCUGCCUGCUCAGGGAGCCCUCUCCCCCUUGACCCGGUUGGCCCACCUGACCUCUCUGCCAGGAUCCAAAGCCUAGGUUCCAGAUUGUUUUUCUAGUGUAGAAACCGGACCCCCCACAAGGGCUCUUCCUUCACACCUGCCUUCUCCACAGCUCUGACGUCUCUGUGUGAUGGGGGCGGUGGAGACCGUCACACAGAGAAGCUGCUUUGGCCUGGCUCAGGGUGGCGGGCUCUUGGUGCUGGCUACUCCACAAGUUCUUGUUAACUAUGCCUGUGCUCUCCAGUCUUUUUUUUAAAUCAGGUGCUCUGUGUCUUAAUGUCUGUGGGUAUCAAUUUAAGUGGUUGCUCAUGUGACUUAGUGAAAUCCCUAUGAAAUGAAGCAAUCUCUUCUUGCCUCUUCCAUUCCAUGUUGGUACCUCCUUACAAAUCGAAAAGAGCAAGAGGCAGGAGCAGUGACUGACCGAUUUACCCCCAGGACAGGUAGUGGUGUGUUGGCAUAUCUCAGCGUAAAUGUGUGGUUCUAGGAAGAAGUGAUACAGUAUGUACUUUAAAUAAUUCAAGUUUACAUAAACACAGACAAAAGGCAUGAAGUUUAAAAACCAUAGUACUUUAGGCCACGUCUGUGCUUCGUGUUAGGUGGCCGGGUAAUUUCUUUUGCCAUGUCCUAUCAACCAGUGGUACUGUCAGAGGCCCAGACUGAGAGAAAAAGAGGAUGUCAUUUUCGGGAAAGUUCUGUUUCUUGGUGAGUUGACUUGCCAUCCAGUCACAGAGUGGAUUUGUGAGUUCAUCUGGAGGGCAAGCCUCUCUGCCUUCUGGGGUGUGAGAGAAUAGUCUUGGGCAGUCUAGGGAAAUAAUGAAGGUGCACUGAGCCUCUCAGGCUGAGACCUGUUGUCCUCUGGAAGCUGGGCAAGGGCCUGCCAGCCCCCGGCUCUGCAUGACAGCCACUUCUAGCCACUCUGGAGACACGUACCAAGUAGAGAAGCACGGAGAGGGAACACACUGAGGAUACUUGUAACCACUAUUUUUGUGCAAAUAGUAUGAAAGUGAAGUAAAAGCAAUAGAAAUUUCAGUGGUAUCUGAGUUUAUAGUAUGUAUGAUUUAUAUACUUCUGUUCUUUUCAGGGAAAAUAAAACAACCCCCUCUACUCAUAGUUGGGAAGAGAAAAUCUGGCUGCUUUGCUGUGCCAUUCAGCUCCGAGGGUCGCUGUCAUAGUCAGCUGUUUCCUUCUCAUCAGUUUCCUUGUAAAACGAUCCCCACAGAGACCCUUCAGAAAUACAAGUAAUUCUCUGGAUAAGAGCAAGGUUUGCAGACUCCUUCUCUAGAGUUUCAGGAGAACAUGCUGCUUGCCCUUGUUGGUUCUUGAAAUCUUUUGCCAGAAGAGUUUUGGGUGAUACCUACAUGUGACUAGCCUAUAGCUGUUCAGGAGGUCUCAUUUUCACAGAUGCUUCACAUGGCCGUCUUUAAAAGACUCAAAACUUUCUUUGUCCUCUUUGUUAUGCUUGGAAACCCCAUAGUGUGUAAAGUUUUUACAAAGAAACCUUUAGAUGUGGUUCCUAGGUACAUGAAUACAUAUCUGUGUAAAACAGUGAGUGUGCAGUGUGUAAAUACUCUAAAUUAUUAUGCUAGAAAAAUAAAGUCGCUACCAUGCUGUGGAA
Molecule: messenger RNA, 3723 nt
Organism: Otolemur garnettii (small-eared galago)
Lineage: Eukaryota; Metazoa; Chordata; Mammalia; Primates; Galagidae
Gene: RGMB
Product: repulsive guidance molecule family member b
Exons: 3
Biological process (GO): BMP signaling pathway
Cellular component (GO): plasma membrane
Molecular function (GO): coreceptor activity
Source: RefSeq, a predicted model, not a curated record